Molecule: messenger RNA, 1016 nt
Organism: Mandrillus leucophaeus (drill)
Lineage: Eukaryota; Metazoa; Chordata; Mammalia; Primates; Cercopithecidae
Gene: MS4A12
Product: membrane-spanning 4-domains, subfamily A, member 12
Exons: 7
Coding region: 237-1016 (259 amino acids)
Biological process (GO): cell surface receptor signaling pathway
Cellular component (GO): plasma membrane
Source: RefSeq, a predicted model, not a curated record
AGGAAACCGAGGUGCCAAAGGAACAAGUAAGUCCAUUGAAACGUCCUUGCUUCUCUCUCCUCCAAAUCAAUGGGCACAAAGUGGGGCUGGUCUACCUGUGUGGGUUCUAUUCUCUAGAUUGGAGGGAUGAAGACAAGUUCUUGACUCUAUGUUGAGGCCAGUUGAAAAAUGAGGGAAAAUAAAACCAUGAAUGAAACAAGAAAGAAACGAAACAGAAGAAGAAUGAAAAAGACAUCAUGGUGUCAUCCAAGCCAACAAGCCAUGCUGGAGUAUAUGAAACCACACCCAACCCUUACUACCCACCAAGCAGCUUUACGGUUCCUGGAUCUCAACAGCCUCCGGGUUCAAUCAACUUAGAAAACCAAGCUCAGGGUGCUCAGAGUGCUCAGCCCUACUUCAUCACAUCUCCAGGAACCUCUGCUGUCAGUCAACCAGGUCAAGGAAAUAUACAAAUAAUAAAUCCAAGCGUGGGAAGAGCAGUAAUAAACUUUAAAGAAGAAGCAAAGGUACUAGGGGUAAUCCAGAUCAUGGUUGGAUUGAUGCACCUUGGUUUUGGAAUUAUUUUGUGUCUAAUAGUAUGCCCUUAUGGAACAGUACUCGGUUUUGCCUCUGCUGUUAUUAGUGGAUACCCAUUCUGGGGUGGCCUUUCUUUCAUUAUCUCAGGCUCUCUCUCUGUGUCAGCAUCCAAGGAGCUUUCCCCUUGUCUGGUGAAAGGCAGCCUGGGAAUGAACAUUGUUAGUUCUAUCUUUGCCUUCAUUGGAGUGAUUCUGCUGGUGGUGGAUAUGUGCAUCCAUGGGCCUUACCAACGGGUCUAUUCUAGACAAGGCAUUUCAGCCAUGCUGAUGAUCUUCUCCCUCCUGGAGGUCUGCACAGCUUGUGUCACAGCUUAUUUUGCCAACCAAGCAGACACCACGACCAACAUGCCUGUCCUGGUUAUUCCAAAUAUGUAUGAAAACAACCCUGUGACACCAGCGUCUUCUUCAGCGCCUCCCAGAUGCAACAACUACUGUAACUAA